Messenger RNA from Toxorhynchites rutilus septentrionalis, 1655 nucleotides. Its product is annotated as clavesin-1-like. Gene Ontology annotation, cellular component: membrane. Bases 419 to 1303 code for a protein of 294 amino acids. The record is from RefSeq and is a predicted model, not a curated record. Lineage: Eukaryota; Metazoa; Arthropoda; Insecta; Diptera; Culicidae. Gene Ontology annotation, molecular function: phosphatidylinositol bisphosphate binding. The transcript has 5 exons.
AAGCUCAGCGCAGUUAUGGUUUGAACAUUGAAGCAGAACGGACGUUGUCGAUUGUUGGGAGCCUCAUUCUGGGCGUAGUGUUUCACAUUCGCGAGUGCCCUUUGUCACGCUGUACUUUUUCCAGUCUUUUCUUCCUUUUCUCGACCAACCCACGGAUGCAACGAGGUGUCUAGAGAAGAAGUUGAAUGAUUCACAUUGUGUAGUGCCACCAGUAGUGUCGUUCAGCAGAAAGUGCGCCUCGGCGUGAAGUAAACAAGAACAACGGGUUUAUCAGAGGGACGCUCGGCCUUCAAACGAAAGCGACAAAGGACCUUCACAGGAGAUUCAUAAAACUAAAUUCAAAAAGCGGGUCGUCGUCAUCCGGCCGCCCAAGCCCCACAGUGGUUGCCUGUGGAAGCCGCCAUCUUUCAUCAACAAAAUGCCCGAGGCCGACGGCAUUAGCCACUCGCUCGAUCUGGAUAAACAGCUGCCACCAGAGAUCCACGAGCAGGCCCUGAAACAGGGUGAAGAUCCGGAAAAGAUAUGUCUCAUGAUCCAAGAACUGAGGGAUAUGAUCUACGAGAGAGGCGAAUGCGAACCGCAUAGAGUGGACGACGACUUCCUGACGAGGUUUUUAAGGGCCCGCUACUGGAAGGUAGAAAACGCUUAUAAAUUAAUGUGCAGGUACUAUGACUUUCGUGAGAACAACAUCGAACUGCACGAGAACGUCAACCCCAUGACGCUGAGGUCACUCGGUGACGAUGAUAUUAUCACAAUCUCACCCUAUCGGGACCAGGCAGGGAGACGAGUGCUUUACUUCAAGUUUGGCAAUUGGCGGCCGUCGAAAAUUCCCCUCAAUGAUCUUUUCAAAGCUACAAUGCUGAUCUUGGAAGUUGGCUCUCUCGAACCAAUCUCACAGGUGGUCGGUGGAGUUGGUAUCAUAGACUUGGAAGGACUUUCUCUGAAUCAUGCGUGGUAUAUGAGUCCGUCAGUGGCCCAGAAGAUCAUCUCUCUUCUGGUGACCUGCAUGCCCGUUCGCACAACAGCUAUUCACAUCGUGAAUCAGGGAUGGGUGUUCGACACAGUUUUCCAAAUGUUCAAACCACUGUUGAACGAUCGGAUGCGAGAGAAGCUGUACUUCCACGGGACGGACCGGGCCUCCCUGCACAAGCACCUUGAUCCCGAGUAUCUGCCGGAGCGAUAUGGGGGUACAAAACCGGAAUAUCCGUACACGUACUGGCUGGAACAUUUGUGCAGUAACGAGUACGUCAUUCAUGAACUCGAGCAGCUGGGGUAUGUGGCGGAUCCGGUGACUGAGGAGUGACUAAAAUUGUUAGCACUCGACCAAUCUGUGAUUGAAUUUGUACCGAUGUGUUUCGAUUGAAACUCUGCAUGCUGUAGAGUAGUGUUCAUCACUUUCUUCUUUCUUUGUUUUUAAGAGGCUUUAAACUUUGCAGUUCAUUCGCCUCUAAUUUCAUCACUGGCUUGCCUAAGCAAGAAUAGAAACUCUCCGCCGAUUCAAAAUUCUAUCUUGUGCCUUUCUCGGAUCGAAUCGUUAGGUGUUAGUUUUAGGACAUUUUUUUUGUAUAAAUACAUACACUUUUAUGACGAUAAUACAAUUGGACGAUUUUCAUCCAAUUAGUUUUUGUAAUAAACGGAAUAAAUAAAGUUUAAAA